Messenger RNA from Boleophthalmus pectinirostris (great blue-spotted mudskipper), 1044 nucleotides. It is a transcript of the gene rpp30, whose product is annotated as ribonuclease P/MRP 30 subunit. Gene Ontology annotation, biological process: tRNA processing. The coding region runs from base 71 to 895 and encodes 274 amino acids. Gene Ontology annotation, molecular function: RNA binding. The record is from RefSeq and is a predicted model, not a curated record. Gene Ontology annotation, cellular component: nucleolar ribonuclease P complex. The transcript is spliced from 12 exons. NCBI's taxonomy places the organism in Eukaryota, Metazoa, Chordata, Actinopteri, Gobiiformes, Gobiidae.
GGACUCCAUUUCCCGUGAUGCCUCGCUGCCCCACGCUUCCCUCACUCGGGUGGUGCACGGUAGCGGCGUGAUGUCGGUGUUUAUGGACCUGAAUCUGACUUUUACCGGGGACAAAGAGGAGCUCCGGAGGCUGGUGGAGACAGCGGCUCACCUUGGAUACUCGACUGUGGCCGUCAAUUAUGUGUUUGAACCAGACUCCAAGAAGAAAACUCCGGUGCCCACUCCUCUGCCCGUCUCCGAGCUCCUCCAGACUCUGCCCAUCGUCCAGGGACGCUCUCAGCCAAUCAGAAUCCUGAACAGACUGACCAUCGUGAUGUCCGACUCCAGCCACUACAGAGCCAGUUGUCCCGAGUACAGACACUUCGAUCUUCUGGCCGUUCAGCCGCACACGGACAAACUGUUUCUGUCGGCCUGUAUGACGUAUGACGUGGACCUGAUCUGUCUCAGCGUGAACGACAGACUCCCCUUUUUCUACAAGAGAGCGCCCGUCUACGGGGCGGUGGAGCGCGGCGUGGCGUUCGAGGUCUCGUAUUCCGCCGCCAUCAGAGACUCCACCAGGAGGCGCUACACUCUGGCCAACGCCAUGUUCCACUCGGACGUCAGCAAAGGAAAGAGCGUGGUGGUGUCCAGCGCGGCCGAGAAGGCGCUGGAGCUGCGAGGGCCCCACGACGUCAUCAACCUGACUCAGCUCUUUGGUUUGUCUGAUCGUUGUGGGAGAGACGCCGUGACCACAAACUGUCGCUCUGUGGUGCUUCACGCAGAGAGCAGGAAAACCGCCGGAGGAAUCGUCCGCACGUUCAGACGACUCGACGCUCCGCACACGGACGAGAGUGAAGUUUGCCGCGCCUCCAAACGAGCGAGAGCCGACGCCGCAGACGGGACUGAAAAUCUGUAACUUCUGAGUUAAAGGGGCACUGUGGAACUUUUCUGGAGGAGUCCUCUACCUGUUUGUCUCCAUGGAGAUGUUGGAUUCAUGUUUUGGUCGUAUGUAAAAGAUGUAAACAAAAAUGAAUGAAAAAUGAAAUAAAACUACUUCAGUUCUGG